Myripristis murdjan (pinecone soldierfish) is the source of this 3831-nucleotide messenger RNA. It is a transcript of the gene kl, whose product is annotated as klotho. Lineage: Eukaryota; Metazoa; Chordata; Actinopteri; Holocentriformes; Holocentridae. Gene Ontology annotation, molecular function: fibroblast growth factor receptor binding; hydrolase activity, hydrolyzing O-glycosyl compounds; fibroblast growth factor binding. The transcript is spliced from 13 exons. The record is from RefSeq and is a predicted model, not a curated record. The coding region runs from base 1 to 2934 and encodes 977 amino acids. Gene Ontology annotation, biological process: carbohydrate metabolic process; fibroblast growth factor receptor signaling pathway.
AUGCGCGGUUUGCUCGCCCUCUUCACGCUUCUUGUCAUUACCCCCGCGGCGGCAAAACCAUACGCUGGUUUGAAAACCUGGGGUCGGUUCGAUAAGCUCCCCUAUCCCGGAGAUAAAGCUUUCCUCUACGAUACCUUCCCCGAGGAGUUUAUGUGGGCGGUGGGCACGGCGGCGUACCAAGUGGAGGGCGCGUUUGAGAAGGACGGCAAGGGGCUCUCCGUUUGGGACACUUUUACGCGCGGUGGGAACCGGAUGGCCACCGGGGACGUAGGCAGCGACAGCUACCACAACAUCCACGCCGACAUCCGAGCCAUCAAGCAGCUCGGGGUCAGCCACUACAGAUUCUCCCUGUCCUGGUCGAGGAUAUUUCCCAACGGCACACGGGGGAGUUACAACGAAAUCGGCACCAACUAUUACAGGACGCUCCUCAAGAAGCUGAAGGGGAUCCGCGUGCAGCCUGUGGUGACCCUCUACCACUGGGACCUGCCGGAUCACCUGCAGCAGACCCUCGGCGGCUGGAGCAACCCGCAGCUUGUGGAGAUUUUCAAAGACUACGCCGAUUUCUGCUUCCAGACUUUCGGUGAUGAUGUGAAGUACUGGAUCACCAUAGACAACCCGUUCGUGGUGGCUUGGCACGGGUACGGGACAGGGGUGGUCGCACCCGGGAUAAAGAACGGCCCUGAGCUCCCGUUCCGGGUGGGACACAACCUCCUCAAGGCACAUGCGGCUGCUUGGCACCUCUACGACCGCUACUAUCGCCCUCAGCAGCAUGGUAAGCUGUCCAUGGCACUGGCUUCUCACUGGAUCAAGCCCAGCCGCACCCGCCGGGAGAGCCUGCGGGACUGCCAGUGCUCCCUGGACCACGUCCUGGGCUGGUUUGCCCGGCCACUUUUCACCGACGGGGACUACCCUCCCUGUAUGAAGGAGAGGCUGGGCUCACGGCUGCCCUCCUUCACCCAGGAGGAGAGGGAGCAAGUGAGGGGGACGGCCGACUUCUUUGCCCUCUCUCACGGAGCGGCCCUCAGCUUCCAGCUCGUCAAUGACAGCCUGAAGUUUGGACAGCUGGAGGAUCUGGACCUGAGGAUGCUGCUCUACUGGGUCAACGCAGAGUAUGACAAGCCGCCCAUCUUCGUGGUGCAGAGCGGCUGGUAUGUUCUGGGCAACACGAAGACAGAAGACCCUAAACAUAUGUACUACCUCAAGAGAUUCAUUGUAGAGGCACUGAAAUCAAUCAGUAUAGAUGGUGUGAAUGUGAUUGGCUAUACAGCCUGGUCCCUAAUAGAUGGCUUUGAGUGGCACAGAGAAUAUGGGAUACGCCGGGGACUUUACUAUGUUGACUUCAACACUCCUGACAUGAAGAGGGAGCCAAAGACAUCUGCCACUUUUUACAGGAAGCUUAUCCAGAGGAAUGGUUUCCCUGAGCUUCCAGAAAACAGGCCGGCCCAAGGCGUCUUCCCAUGUGAUUUUGCUUGGGGGGUAUCUGCCAACUCCAUACAGGUAGAGACCAUGCCCACCCAGUUUGCAGACCCCAGUGUUUACCUCUGGAACGUCUCCAACAACGGCGAGCUGAAGAGGCUCAAGGGUCUGAGUGCACCACCUUUACGCCGAACUACCCACUGCGCUGAUUAUGCAACCAUCCGCCAACAGGUGGAUGAAAUCCGGCAGGUUGGGGUAAGUCACUUCCACUUCUCCCUCAACUGGUCAGCCCUGGUGCCUUCAGGUCAUGUGGGCCAUCCUAACACCACUCUGCUGGGAUACUACCGCUGCUUUACCCAUCAGCUGCUCCGGGCCAAUGUCACGCCUGUGGUCACUCUGUGGCACCACACACGCCAGCGCAGCAGCCUGCCCGCUCCGCUGGACACUGCGCACAAGUGGCUCAACAGGGGGACUCCAGAGGCUUUUGCAGAUUAUGCCAGACUUUGCUACAGAGAACUGGGUGCCCAUGUGAAGCUGUGGAUCACCCUGAACGAGCCCAACGACGAGAUGGUCAGCUACCAGGAUGGCCAUGAGAUGCUGCGGGCUCACGCUCUGGCCUGGCGCGCCUACGACCAGGAGUUUAGACACAUCCAGGGAGGGCAGGUGUCCCUGGCUCUGCAUAUGGACUGGUUGGAACCGGCCUUUUCAUUCAGCCGUGAAGAUGUGGAACCAGCUAAAAGAGUUUUAGACUUCCGUGUCGGCUGGUUUGCAGAACCAAUCUUUGGCAGCGGAGACUAUCCUCUUGGCAUGAGGAGCUGGCUGCGUCAGCUCAACUCACUUGACUUACCGGUGUUCAAUGAGAAGGACCGGCAGCUGGUUAAGGGGACAUAUGACUUCUUUGCCAUUAGCCACUUCAGCACUGAGUUGGUUACUCACGCCAAGGAGGACCCGUACACGUACACAGCUAUGCUAGAGGUCCAACUCAUGAAAGACACCACGUGGAUUUUGUCACCCAGGCCUGUGGUGCCCUGGGGCCUGAGGAAAGCCCUCAACUGGGUGAAGGAGCACUACAGUGAUGUGCCUGUCUAUGUGAUGGCCAACGGAGUCGAGGAAGACCCGGCCCGCUUCAAAGACAGCCUGAGAGUCUACUACCUGUACAACUAUAUCAACGAGGCCCUGAAAGCAUACACUCUGGAUGGUGUAAAUCUGAAGGGCUACUUUGCUUAUGCCCUGAGUGACCAAAGGGACCCGGGCUUUGGUCUGUACGGCCAUGUCCAGGAUGAGGUCAUCAUCAAGGCGUCGCUCUCCAACUACCGCAACAUCAUCCAGCACAAUGGCUUCCCCAUACAGGGGGCUACGGCCCAGCAGUGCCCCAGCCAGCCCCAGCCCUGCCUGGGCUGCCACAUCUUGGCCAAGAGGCCUGUGCUGGGCUUCCUGACUUUGGUGGGCUCUGCUGUCCUCAUCACUCUGGGCCUCAUAAUCUACUACGCAGCCAAGAGACACAAGGAGUGCUACUGAUGGCUGUGAUCGUAGUUUUCGGUUUGUAUUUUAAUAAAUGACUCAAGAAAUUGAGCUUCUUGUGCAGCAGUGUAGAUUCCAAUCCAAACUGUAAGUAUUGGUACCAAGGAGCUAAGUUGAGUUUAUAUUGCCUCAUCUAAUUUAUAUCUCGUAUUAGAAAGAUGCAGCUAAAGCAAACAUUUUUAAAGUCACAUUACUUUUUUGUCCUACUUUUUUAAAUUUUGUGCCACGUUAGACUGAUCUCUGUCAUAUUUACCUUGUAGGUUAGUAACUGUCCAAGUUCUACAUGUCACUCUUCCUCUGCCACAGCGCUGGGACAUACAAGUAUUGGAAAAAGUGACAGGUAGCUCACUUGGUAAAACAUGUAUGAUUUGUUAAGGCUGUCCUGACCGCAGUAUCCUGGGUUUAAAUCCAACUCCAAGCCUUUUGCUGCAUGUCAUCCUCCCUCUCUCCCCUGUCCUUCUCUACUUUAACUGCCACAUAAAGGAGAAUGCAAAAAAAUAACAAAAAAUAUCUUUAAAAAAAGACAAACACCAUACAGAGAGAGACUAUAAUUUUUUAAGGAGCUAAAUCACUUAUACAGGGAGCUACAGUCAGGUCAUAUUAAAUCGACUGCCAUUUAAUGUGUCAGAUACAUGUCAGUCACCACUUUUUUAUGCAUUUUUGAACCAUCAAAAAAAAUUGCCUUUGAUCAUGAAACAACUGCAAAACAUCAUGUGAGUACAGUCUGGUUGGUGUUUGGAAGUGACCCUCCCAAAGGUGAGGCGUCUUAACAGGAAGGAAAAACAAGACUUUGGGAUAGUAGUCCAGUCCACAGCUUAAAAAAUUCCCAGUAAUCCUGUGAUAUUUUAUAGACAUCAUUAAAUCUCACUGAAAUGCAAUGAGAUGCGGGUGACU